AUGAGUGACGUUUCUAAGUUAGAGCGCGAACAAAGCAAUUCCGGCCAUAUUGGCCGAGGGUCACAAGUUGACGGUAAUGAUGCUGCGGUCAGGCAAAGUGAUCUAGAAAGCCUUCCGUCGAUUGGGGUACAAUCUACCUUACAGAACCGGUCUUCUUACUUCCCUCGCGCGCCAUCGAAUCAUUCUGCCCGCAGACCUCGUUGUCGUGGCUCAUACUCUACUAGACAUGGGCGACAGGCAUUUCCAAGAAACGCAACUCAGUCCAGCUGGGUUGAUGAAAGCUACCAGGACGAAAAUCCGUGGUAUGGUUACGCCAAAGACAAACCACUAUUUAGUCUUGCCCAACCUCUACCGCAUGUUGCUCGUUUAAGGAAGGGACAAACUCGACAGGGAGGACAACGUACCAUUCCAGAAACAGGCGACCUCAGCCGAGGUUGCUUCCCAUACACCAGCAACGCUGAACCAACUCAACAAUCGACUUUCCAAGGCACAUCCCAAACAGUCCAGACCAACAGACCAGGGAAUGUGCUCAGUAAUGCUAGUCGAUUUGGCAUCAAUGCAGAACCACUUGGGCAUGAAGAGUGCCCUGACGUUGAAGGCAAAAAGAAUGCAGAUGACGAGCGUAACUGCUGGGCUAAACUACGGGCGCGACAUCCAGAACCUCUCGCUGAGUUUGUCGCGACGUUUGUUUCCAUUUUUCUCGGUAUUGCUGGAACACUCAACGUAAUUCUCUCGCCAGACAAAUCCAGUAUCUACGGCUUAUUUGAGACCAGUUGGUCUUGGGGCUUCGCCUGGAUGCUCGGCAUAUACAUAGCGGGAGGUGUCUCUGGAGCGCAUAUGAAUCCAGCUAUUUCUUUCGCCCUUGCCAUCUACAGGCGCUUCCCCUGGCGCCAAUGCCUGGUGUAUGUUACCGCUCAGUUGUUGGCCGCAUUCACAGCCGGUGCACUCGUCUUUGCAGUAUUCCGCGAUACAAUUCGCCAUGUUGAUCCAGAUCUCAAAACUAGCUGGAAGGGAUUCUGCUCCGCUCCCCAGGACUGGAUGAGUUUGGGUGGCGCUACGAUAAGCCAGCUUGUUCAGAGCAUUAUCAUGGUCAUUGUGGUGUUUGCUCUAGGAGAUGAUCAAAAUAAUCCGCCUGGUGCAGGGAUGCACGCUUUUGUGCUGGGUCUGCUGUUGACUACCCUUAAAUUAACGCUUGACCGAAAUACCGGCUCUGCUCUGAAUCCUGCUGCUGAUUUGGGGCCGCGGCUGGUAACAUUGGGAGUUGGAUAUGGUCGGUCUACGGUGUUUGGAGAUGUGUGGUGGAUAGUAGGUCCUUGGGCAGCCAAUUUCGCUGGGUCCGUUCUUGGGGGUGCUAUAUAUGAUGGGCUUAUAUUUGUUGGCACGGAGAGUCCAGUGAAUCAUCGUAUUCGUGCUUUUAGACGAAAGAGUAAUGAAAGUUCUGAAUGUUGUUGA
This is a messenger RNA of Pochonia chlamydosporia 170, 1452 nucleotides long. RefSeq names its product glycerol uptake facilitator protein. The record is from RefSeq and is a predicted model, not a curated record. The transcript is spliced from 4 exons. NCBI's taxonomy places the organism in Eukaryota, Fungi, Ascomycota, Sordariomycetes, Hypocreales, Clavicipitaceae. Gene Ontology annotation, cellular component: plasma membrane. Gene Ontology annotation, molecular function: glycerol channel activity; water channel activity. The coding region runs from base 1 to 1452 and encodes 483 amino acids. Gene Ontology annotation, biological process: water transport; glycerol transmembrane transport.